This is a messenger RNA of Calypte anna (Anna's hummingbird), 2065 nucleotides long. It is a transcript of the gene VPS33A, whose product is annotated as VPS33A core subunit of CORVET and HOPS complexes. The record is from RefSeq and is a predicted model, not a curated record. Gene Ontology annotation, biological process: vesicle-mediated transport; intracellular protein transport. NCBI's taxonomy places the organism in Eukaryota, Metazoa, Chordata, Aves, Apodiformes, Trochilidae. Gene Ontology annotation, cellular component: CORVET complex; lysosome. The transcript has 13 exons. The coding region runs from base 20 to 1825 and encodes 601 amino acids.
CGUGAGCAGGCGGGCAGUGAUGGCGGCGCACCUGAGCUCGGGGCGUGUGAACCUGACGGCGCUGCGGGAGGCGGGACGCAGGGAGCUGCGGGAAUUCCUGGACAAAUGCGCGGGAUCCAAGGCCAUCGUGUGGGACGAGUACCUGACCGGGCCUUUCGGGCUGAUCGCGCAGUACUCGCUGCUGAAGGAACAUGAGGUGGAGAAGAUGUUCACGCUGAAGCCGGGCCGCCUGCCACCCGCAGACGUGAAGAACGUCAUCUUCUUCGUCAGGCCCAAGCUGGAGCUGAUGGACAUCAUCACCGACAACGUGCUGAGGGAAGACCGAGGCCGUUCUCCCCAGAGGGAUUUCCACAUCCUCUUCGUGCCGCGGCGCAGCCUGCUCUGUGAGCAGUGGCUGAAGGAGCAGGGUGUGCUGGGCUCCUUCAUCCACCGGGAGCAGUACAGCCUGGACCUGAUACCCUUCGAUGGGGACCUGCUCUCCAUGGAGUCUGAGAGUGCAUUCAAGGAAUGUUACCUGGAGAGCGACCAGACAAGUCUGUACCAUGCUGCAAAGGGGCUGAUGACACUGCAGGCUCUCUACGGAACCAUCCCACAGAUUUUUGGGAAAGGAGAGUGUGCCCGGCACGUGGCCAACAUGAUGAUCAGGAUGAAGAGGGAGUUCCCUGGCAGCCAGAACUCCAUCUUUCCUGUCUUUGACACCCUCCUGCUGCUGGACCGCAACGUGGAUCUGCUGACACCGCUGGCGACCCAGCUCACCUAUGAGGGGCUGAUAGAUGAGAUCUAUGGGAUUCAGAACACUUAUGUGAAACUGCCCCCUGAGAAGUUUGCUCCAAAGAAACAGGGAGAGGGUGGGAAAGAUCUCCCCACAGAACCCAAGAAGCUCCAGCUGAACUCUGCUGAAGAGCUGUAUGCUGAAAUCAGAGACAAGAACUUCAAUGCUGUGGGGUCUGUGCUGAGCAAGAAAGCCAAGAUCAUCUCAGCAGCCUUUGAGGAAAGACACCACGCAAAAACUGUUGGAGAAAUCAAGCAGUUUGUGUCACAGCUGCCACACAUGCAGGCAGCCAGAAGCUCUCUUGCAAACCACACCUCCAUUGCAGAGCUCAUCAAAGACAUCACCACAUCUGAAGAUUUCUUUGACAAUUUAACAGUGGAACAAGAGUUCAUGUCUGGAAUAGACACAGACAAGGUUAACAAUUAUAUUGAAGACUGCAUAGCUCAGAAGCAUCCAUUAAUCAAGAUUUUGCGUCUUGUUUGCUUGCAAUCCGUGUGCAAUAGUGGACUGAAGCAGAAGGUUCUGGACCAUUACAAAAGAGAGAUUCUGCAGACUUAUGGCUAUGAACAUAUAUUGACCUUAAACAACUUAGAAAAGGCAGGACUCCUGAAACCUCAGACAAGUGGCAGGAACAACUACCCAACCAUCAGGAAAACCCUGCGCUUAUGGAUGGAUGAUGUUAAUGAACAGAACCCCAAUGAUAUCUCCUAUGUGUACAGUGGCUACGCUCCCCUGAGCGUACGCCUGGCACAGCUGCUGGCUCGGCCGGGCUGGCGGAGCAUAGAGGAGGUUUUAAAGAUGCUGCCAGGCCCCCACUUUGAGGAGAGGCAGCAGUUACCUACUGGCCUCCAGAAAAAGCGUCAGCAAGGUGAGAACCGAGUGACCCUGGUGUUCUUUCUGGGAGGUGUGACCUAUGCAGAAAUAGCUGCACUGAGAUUUCUGUCCCAAAUGGAAGAUGGAGGCACAGAGUAUGUUAUUGCCACUACAAAACUGAUCAAUGGAACAACCUGGAUCAAGUCUUUGAUGGAAAAACUGGAGCCUGCCCCUUUCUAAGGUCUAUGGUGAGUGACACCAAAAGUGAGAGGCCUGUGUGACGCAGGCACUUCAGCUUCUGGUCUCCUGGCAUGGCUGCCUGAACGUCAGAGACACAGCAGUGGAAGAAGCUCUCCUGAGACCAGGUCUGAUGCAGUUACCCUCAUCCCUCUCUGCACCUGUGUUCUGCUUCUGGAACUUCCUAGUAGACAGGCAGUGCUGGAAGGCACUAAGGAUGAAAUAAACAAGAGAGAUACCUGA